Coccidioides immitis RS is the source of this 931-nucleotide messenger RNA. Its product is annotated as MOSC domain-containing protein. Bases 154 to 720 code for a protein of 188 amino acids. Lineage: Eukaryota; Fungi; Ascomycota; Eurotiomycetes; Onygenales; Onygenaceae. Gene Ontology annotation, molecular function: pyridoxal phosphate binding; molybdenum ion binding; catalytic activity. The transcript has a single exon. The record is from RefSeq and is a predicted model, not a curated record.
CGCCCACCAUAUUAUAGUCGCUCCUCUCACUCAUACAUCCAUAGUCAAUGCCUAUCACUUCAAUCCCCCGAGGAAGUAUUCAAGUCACAGCGAUAUCCCAUCUUCUCUCAAACAAAGUACAUACAUCGUUACAUACAGGGUACAUCCAAAACAAUGUCUGUCCUCAGCGUCUCCCUCUCCUCUACCCACUCCUUCUCUAAACCCCCAGUUCCCUCCAUCACCCUUCUCCCCAACCUCGGUGUCCAGGGCGACGCCCACGCUGGCACCACCGUGCAACACCUCUCCCGAAAACACAUCCAGCCCCCUCCACUCAACCUCCGCCAAGUUCAUCUCAUCCACGCGGAAGUCCUCUCCCAAGCUUCUGCUUCCACGGACAUCCCGCUCAAGCCGGGGCAACUAGGCGAAAACAUCACCACCACGGGAAUAAACCUGUUGUCCCUCGGUAAGGGGACAAAGCUCCGUUUCGUGGGCGAAGAGAAACCGGAUGACCAUGAUGAUGCCCCUGUGGUGAUGGUGACUGGGCUGCGCAAUCCAUGUCCGCAAAUUGAUAAGUUUCAGGCGGGCCUGAAGGAGAAGUUCGUGGUGCGCGAUGCGCAGCGGAAGAUUGUUCAGCGCAAAGCGGGGAUUAUGGGGGUCGUGGAAGUCGGUGGUGAGGUGAAACCGGGUAUGAGAAUCGUGGUGGAGAAGCCUGCGGUUCAUGAACCGUUGGAGUGUGUUUGAGUGGUGAUGUAAUAUCGAUGUUUGAAGCGCGUAUAGGCAGUUGCGAAACGAGAUACCCGGGGGACAUUUUUCAGUUAUCUACUGAUGACAUGGUACCAGUACGUAUAGAAGGUGGAUCAAUACAUAACCCUGAUGCCUCCAGCGUACCUUACUGGUAUAUAGCAAAUUCGGGGAACGAAGUAAAAGGCAACUUUUUGCCGUGAACUCUUGA